CCAAAUCGAAAAAAUUCAGCUUCCCACCAAAAAAAUAUAUGGAAACAGUAAGUUCCCACAAAAGCCAUUUCGAAUCCAAUGGCUCUUCAAUAAAACUCCAGAAAACCUCAUUCUCCUUUUUCUCGCCCGCUUCUGCUUCUUUCCCUCAAACGUCAAAGCCCUCCUUCCUCUCGGCCAUUAAUGGAGGCUCCAAGCUCCAGCUCCAGGUGCAGAUCCGGUUCCUUUUUCCAGGACCUCAGAUCAAGAGAACUCAAUGGAUUCCGAGUUCGGAAGCGGCCAUACUACGAAGACUCGCAGCUUCAGUUCGCCGAGAUUGGAGAGGUUGCAGUUGAACACAGCGGCGACGAAACUCCCCCGCUGGCAAUCUCGUUCUGCAAGACGGCUAAAAAUGCUCAUAUUCUCGCGGUAUCCGAUGAGGAAGGCUACCUAAGCUUGUUUGAUUCACGGCGGAAGCUCUCCUCCGCGGCUACUCGGCGAGAGAAUACAGGGAAAGCAAGAAUCACAGAGUGGGUAGCUCAUCAGAACGCCAUAUUUGAUAUUCGCUGGAUUAAGGAUGACGCCAGAAUUCUCACAGCUUCAGGAGAUCAAACCAUUCAAUUGUGGGAUGUACAAGGGAAGAAAUGCAUUGGCGUGUUACUGGGGCACACUGGAAGUGUUAAAUCUCUGUGUUCCCAUCCAACUAAUUCUGACCUUCUUGUCUCAGGUUCAAGAGAUGGUUCAUUUGCUCUGUGGGACUUGAGAUGCCAGAAUACUUCCACCAGACGGUCCACAGAAACUUGCAUAAGUUCAACUGCAAUGGUAAAACGAGCUCAUCUUUCAGCACAAGCAAAACGGGUUAGGCGGACCAAGACUGCUUCCACGAGCAUCACCUCGGUACUUUAUCUCAAAGAUGAGGUGUCCAUAGCCACUGCUGGUGCUGUAGACAGCAUUGUCAAGUUCUGGGAUACUAGGAAUCUGAAAUCUCAAGUUACUCAAGUCUCCCCACAGCCUAAGUCAUCAACCGAAAAGGUGAAUAUAAUGCAUGGUAUAUCCAGUCUAUCUCAGGACUCUAAUGGGAUGUUCCUUACAGCAUCAUGCAUGGAUAAUAGAAUUUACUUGUACAAUGUGCUGCAGCUUCAAAAGGGUCCUGUACAAUCAUUCACUGGAUGCCAAAUAGAAUCGUUCUUUGUAAAGUCAGUGAUUAGUCCUGAUGCUUCUUCCAUACUCAGUGGGUCUAGUGAUGGAAAUGCUUACGUGUGGCAGGUGGAAAGGCCCCAAAUGGAUCCUACAGUAUUAAAAGGUCAUGACGGAGAAGUGACAGCAGUAGAUUGGUGCCAAUCUGAAGAAGGCAAGAUAGCAACUUGUGCAGAUGAUUUCACGGUUCGUGUUUGGAAUGCUGAAACCAACUAUAGUUCAAGCUCUAGAUCACCAACUUCGAUCAGGAGGAGAAUAAUGAACCUCCCAAGUCGGGAACAAAGGCAGUUGAAUCUUGGUAGUGAAGAAAAAGAUUCUUCAGAUCCUGAAGAAGCCAUGAACCACCACAUUACCUUACCAACUUCCGAAUCAAUAAUGCCUCCCAUGGGGACUCCUGAAGCUCAAAAGAAGAGGCUCCACCAUGAUCCAAUUGAGAGCGUUGAGACAACAACCCCUGAAUCAGCAAUGAAAAGCCCUUCUUCUGUUUUAAACCCUCCCUCUUCCUUGAAAAGAAAAACCAUUCGAGAUUACUUCCUAACUGCUUAGCACUUUGUAAAAGAAAAGUAACUAGAUUCAUUGGUCCUUCAAUUCUGCAGCUGCAGCCUCACCACUUUUGCAGAAACCAGAAUGUGUCAAGCAUAUAGCAACCAUAACUUUGUUUAUUUAUAAAAUGUAGGUAGCCAAUUUUAUGGCUCUCAGCACCAGGAAUUUGAAAUGCUGAGAACCCUAAAAAAAACUCUGCUAUUACAUGUUGGAGGAUUUACUACUAGGCAGGCUGGUUGCAAACAAAAUAAAUGAAUAACUGAUGCAUUAUCAAUUUCGGCCGCCCAUUAUCAUUAUCAUUAUUAUGAGUUUGUUAGUGGUUUUGGUUAUUGUUUAGGAAUGGUAUUAAUUAUUAAAGUAUUUAAGGUAGU
Molecule: messenger RNA, 2087 nt
Organism: Linum trigynum
Lineage: Eukaryota; Viridiplantae; Streptophyta; Magnoliopsida; Malpighiales; Linaceae
Source: the annotation of a GenBank genome assembly